Molecule: messenger RNA, 1782 nt
Organism: Closterium sp. Yama58-4
Lineage: Eukaryota; Viridiplantae; Streptophyta; Zygnematophyceae; Desmidiales; Closteriaceae
Source: the annotation of a GenBank genome assembly
AUGCUGAGAUUGCCAGCUAAGCAGUUCUGGAAAACAGUUGCCCGGUCGCCCUCACUUGUGGCCUUCCUCGACUCCUACCUCCGCUUCCGCUCCCGAUGGUUUGACCACCUUCUCUCCGCCGCCGCCGAUGGUGGAAAAUCAAGAACAUCAGGACAUUUGAGGAACCAUGCAAGUGUAUUUCCAUCCGUACGCUUAUGCAACCCUCUUCCCUCUCACCGCACCACUGUCUUCCUGCAAAGGUUCCUCCUCUCGUUAGCGCUCCUAUGUUCCCGCUCUCCAUUAAUCUUGUUUCUUCUCCUGUGUGCUACUAUCAGGUCGUCUAAUAUCGAGUCCAGAGCCAAACCAUCAGAGCAGCUUCAAGCCAAGGACCAUGCACGUACUGUUGGCACUGCUGUCUUUGGGAGAGCAACUGUUGCUCUCACCCACUCUCUUCCCUUCCGUCCCCUUCUCCACCCCCCCCCCCCUCGGCCCGCGUCCCUCCUCUCUUUCCUGCAAGCAGACCUGCUUCUCUCCAUGCGUCUCUUUGAUGCGCCCAAGCUCAUGGACGUGGCUGCUGUCUUUGGGAAGGCCAACUCUUUUUCUCUUCCUCCCCCCCUCUUUCCACCACUCCUCUUCUCAGACCUGCUUCUCUCCAUGCGUCUCUUUGAUGCGCCCAAGCUCAUGGACGUGGCUGCUGUCUUUGGGAAGGCCAACUCUUUUUCUCUUCCUCCCCCCCUCUUUCCACCACUCCUCUUCUCAGACCUGCUUCUCUCCAUGCGUCUCUUUGAUGCGCCCAAGCUCAUGGACGUGGCUUCUGUCUUUGGGAAGGCCAACUCUUUUUCUCUUCCUCCCCCCCUCUUUCCACCACUCCUCUUCUCAGACCUGCUUCUCUCCAUGCGCCUCUUUGAUGCGCCCAAGCUCAUGGACGUGGCUGCUGUCUUUGGGAAGGCCAACUCUUUUUCUCUUCCUCCCCCCCUCUUUCCACCACUCCUCUUCUCAGACCUGCUUCUCUCCAUGCUCCUCUUUGAUGUGCCCAAGCUCAUGGACGUGGCUGCUGUCUUUGGGAAGGCCAACCCAGUCGCAACGCGGCAGCUGGUGUGCCGGGUGCUGGUUUCUCAGCCUCUCUUCCGGGCAGAUCUCUCGUCGUCACUUCUGCAGCUGCUACGGGUGGUUGAAGAGAUGGUGACGAGGGCGUGUGGUCAGAUGGAAGAGCACAGCAAGGCAACUUCAGACGCAGCAGAAUCAAAGCCUUCUCCUUCCACUGAGAUCCUCGAGGCCCUUCACUACCUCUGUGAUUUCGCCUUCUCUCUCGACGCGCUCUUUGACGCCUACCCGCCCGCACCGCUGCUCCUCCUGCAAGCAACCACAGCAACGACACCCACAAGGAAAGCGAAACAAGGCGCAGCAGCAGCAGCAGCAGCAGCAGCAAGUUCUCCUGUACGGCUUCUCUCUGUCUUGGCUCGGAUUCACGACUCAUUUCUCCCUCUGUUAUCAGCAGAGCGAACACUGAUGCAAGCAGCAGCAACGGUGAAUGUUCAGGGGAAGGUUCUUCAGACAAAGCUGGAGGAAGUUGCUUGGAAGGGAAAACAUUCCGGGUGCCCGUUGUGGGACGGGAUGCUUGGGCAGAAAACGAAUCUCGGGCAGUUGCUGUUGGAAGAGAUUCUUGCCGUGCAUGGAGUGAGCUCAGGCAGCUCGGGCAGCAAAGAUGUGGAUGGUGCGGCGUGGAUCCCGCUGCUUCGGGCAGUUGAUGCUUCUUUUGGUCUUCGGUCAGCAAUUUAUGAGGAGAAAAUGAAAGGUGGGUAA